This is a messenger RNA of Molossus molossus (Pallas's mastiff bat), 1513 nucleotides long. RefSeq names its product harbinger transposase derived 1 (gene HARBI1). Lineage: Eukaryota; Metazoa; Chordata; Mammalia; Chiroptera; Molossidae. The transcript has 3 exons. Bases 250 to 1299 code for a protein of 349 amino acids. The record is from RefSeq and is a predicted model, not a curated record.
GUUGAGCGCCGUGGCGAAUUGUGCGCGACAGCCGGUUCCGGAGGAGGGCGGGGCCAGGCCGGGUGGGUGGGAAGUGUGACUGGUAACCUGGCAGCCGCCGUGAGAAAGAAGAUUAUAAAUGCCAGAGCCAUUUAACUGAUGGUUAGCUGUUGAAUUCUGACACUUCUUUAAAUACCUUCAUGCACCAACGUCUUCACUGGAAAGAAUUCAGGAAAAGUAGCAGAGGGAGAGUCAACAUUUACAUGUACCAUGGCUAUACCAAUAACAGUGCUUGACUGUGAUCUCUUACUGUAUGGCCGAGGUCACCGGACAUUGGACCGUUUUAAGCUGGAUGAUGUGACUGAUGACUACUUGAUGUCCAUGUAUGGUUUUCCUCGACAAUUCAUUUAUUAUUUGGUGGAGCUCUUGGGAGCAAGUCUUUCUAGACCUACUCAGAGAUCUAGGGCUAUUAGCCCAGAGACACAGAUCCUUGCAGCAUUGGGCUUCUAUACUUCAGGUUCCUUCCAGACUCGGAUGGGAGAUGCUAUUGGAAUCAGUCAGGCAUCUAUGAGUCGAUGUGUUGCCAAUGUCACCGAAGCACUUGUGGAAAGAGCCUCACAGUUCAUUCGCUUUCCAGCUGAUGAAGCCUCCAUUCAGGCUCUGAAGGAUGAAUUCUAUGGGUUGGCUGGGAUGCCAGGGGUAAUAGGAGUGGUUGAUUGUAUUCAUGUGGCAAUCAAGGCACCAAAUGCUGAAGACCUUUCCUAUGUGAAUCGCAAAGGUCUACAUUCUUUAAACUGCCUGAUGGUGUGUGACAUCAGAGGAGCAUUAAUGACUGUGGAGACAAACUGGCCAGGCAGCCUACAGGACUAUGCUGUGCUGCAACAGUCUUCUCUCAGUAGUCAGUUUGAAGCUGGAAUGUACAAAGAUAGCUGGCUGCUUGGUGACAGUUCCUUCUUUCUCCGUACCUGGCUUAUGACCCCUCUUCACAUUCAUGAAACUCCAGCUGAAUAUCGCUAUAAUAUGGCUCAUUCUGCAACUCACAGUGUGAUUGAGAAGACUUUCCGAACCCUGUGCUCCCGAUUCCGCUGCCUGGAUGGAUCCAAGGGGGCACUGCAGUACUCACCAGAGAAGUCCAGCCACAUCAUCUUGGCUUGUUGUGUCCUCCAUAACAUCUCCCUGGAGCAUGGGAUGGAUGUUUGGUCCUCUCCAAUGACAGGACCCAUGGAACAGCCCCCCGAGGAAGAGUAUGAGCACAUGGAGUCCCUGGACCUAGAGGCUGACCGGAUCCGUCAGGAGCUGAUGCUUACCAAUUUUAGCUAAUGUGAAAGGGUGGGAGGAGGAGGGAAGCUUUCCAGAAAGAAUUGUGACAAACUUUCCCCCUCACCAACUACCACACCGUUUCAUCAUCUAGCAUGACUGUGGACACUUGUCACAAAUUGACAGUUAAUCUGUGUGUGUUUUUAGAAGAGUUGGGGCUAUGCCAGAAUAUCUUGAUUCAUUUGUAAUUUUACUAGCUAAACCAAAACCAGGACAA